AUGAUCAUCAAGCUCUUAGCUGGGGCCCACGAAACAGCUUCACGCGGCCUGGGUGGUGCAGUGCAAAAUGAGAUAUACAAUAUGGGGCUGGACGGGUCGAUCCGCCAGUUAGGGUACAAACCCAUCCAAGGUGUGUUUUCUAGAAAGGAGGCCGACGAAGCGUAUGGUCCUGCGCAACCUGUUCCAGGUCGCAAUCUAAAAUGGCCGACCGUUGUGGUCGAAGUGGGAGUAUCAGAGUCAUCGAAAGCUGCGGGCAGAUGCAGAAUGGUGGCUCACGAACUCGAGGGGCGAUAUGAAGCUUGUAAUUAUCGUGUCCAUCAGUCGAAAGACCCCCAACAUCAAGUUCGAGACUGUUGCUUUGGACCCGACCGUCAACUUCUUGCGGCUGCGCUACGUCCCAAUGACACGGCAGACCAUUACGGCAUCCCGCGACGCACACAAACCCAACUCACAGAUUACCAUCAGGCCAGCAGUACCUUUGACCAUUGGGUUUGA
Penicillium robsamsonii is the source of this 495-nucleotide messenger RNA. RefSeq lists its product as uncharacterized. The record is from RefSeq and is a predicted model, not a curated record. The transcript has a single exon. Bases 1 to 495 code for a protein of 164 amino acids. NCBI's taxonomy places the organism in Eukaryota, Fungi, Ascomycota, Eurotiomycetes, Eurotiales, Aspergillaceae.